AUGGAAGAAAGUGAGGAAUUUAGCGGAAGGACGACGGAAAACACGAAGAAGAAGCUACGCAGGAUUUCUUCGAGGACCUCUACCACCAGUGUGAUCAGCGCCGCUGAGCCAUCUCCUCAAAGUCUGCGGAGAAAUAACUCAAAGAAACCGCCCCUGCAGAGAGGCAGCUCCUUCACCUUCCUCACUCCAGGGACUCCGUGGGACUUCACUUUAAAAAGGAAGCGCAAAGAAAAGGAGGAUGACACCGUCAGUUUGUCCAGCUUCGACCUCAAGGAACCCAGUAACAAGCGCGUGCGACCGCUGUCCAAAGUUUCGUCCCUCGUCAACCUGAUGUCUCCCUCGAAGCAUGGAGCCGUGCGGCGUUUUGGCCAGACAAUCCAGUCGAUGUCUUUACGUGGCGACAUCAAGUCGCCGGCGAUGACUCGCAGAGCUGCCAGCAGGGCUUCAGGUCCGACUCCCACCAAACGCAGGAACAGCACUUUGUGGUCCGAGACGCUGGACGUCCAUCAGAAGAGCACGUUCUCAACUAAAGAGAUAAAGAGACAGGAGGCAAUUUAUGAACUGUUCAGGGGGGAGCAGGAUCUCAUUGAGGAUCUCCAGCUUGCACGAAAGGCGUACCACGACUCCAUGCUGAAGCUCUGCAUCAUGACGGAGGAGGAGCUGGCUCAUAUAUUUGGUGACCUGGAUGCCUACAUCCCCCUACACGAGUACUUGCUAAUGAAGCUGACAGAGGGGACCGGACCUGAUGGAACAGUAGCUCAGGUCGGACAGAUCAUUAUUGACUGGCUGCCUGGUCUGAACGCGUACAAAAACUACUGCAGCAACCAGCUUGCAGCCAAGGCCCUGCUGGACCAGAAGAAGCAGGACAGGCGGGUGCAGGAUUUCCUGCAGCGCUGUUUGGAGUCGCCCUUCAGCAGGAAGUUGGAUCUGUGGAGCUUCCUGGACAUCCCACGGUCACGCCUGGUGAAAUACCCGCUGCUGCUGCGAGAGAUCCUCAGACACACGCCCCCUGAUCACCCUGACGUAGCCAACCUGGAGAGAGCUAUCAUUAUAAUCCAGGACAUUUUGUCUGAUAUCAACGUGAGAAAAGGUGAGUCUGAGUGCCAGUAUUACAUAAACAAGCUGGAGUUUCUGGAUGAUAAGCAGCGGGACCCUCUCCUGGACAAAUGUAAGACCCUACUGUGUCACGGCGAGCUGCGCACAAAGAGUGGGUUGAGGCUACACGUGUUCCUCUUCUCUGGGCUGCUGGUUCUGACCCGACCUGUGACCCGUAACGAUAGGAGCCGCUUCCAGGUGUACCGACAGCCCAUCCCGGUAAAGGACCUGGCUCUGGAGGACCUCCAAGAUGGAGAGAUCCGCAUGGGAGGGUCCUUCAGGGGAGCUUUUACCAACGGAGAGAAAGCUAAGAAUAUUUUCCGUGUGAGCUCGACGUCCCGUGGCCAGUCCCACACGCUGCUCGUCAGCGACGUCUACCACAAGCAGCAGUGGCUCAACUGCGUGCGCUCUGCCAUGGCCCAGCAGCAGGGAGAGUCUGUCCAGACAAAACGCCGCUCCUCUUCCACGUCGGCGACGAUCUGCGACGAAGAGGCAGACGAGAACCGUCCACCUGUCUCCGGCCCCAAACUCAGGCCUCAGACGCUCUCCAGAACCAGACUGGGCCAGACGUUACCAGGACCACAGAGGAGGAAGGAGACUGGAGUGUAG
Nematolebias whitei (Rio pearlfish) is the source of this 1704-nucleotide messenger RNA. Its product is annotated as neuroepithelial cell-transforming gene 1 protein. Lineage: Eukaryota; Metazoa; Chordata; Actinopteri; Cyprinodontiformes; Rivulidae. The record is from RefSeq and is a predicted model, not a curated record. Gene Ontology annotation, molecular function: guanyl-nucleotide exchange factor activity. The transcript has 12 exons. Bases 1 to 1704 code for a protein of 567 amino acids. Gene Ontology annotation, biological process: intracellular signal transduction; positive regulation of Rho protein signal transduction.